This is a messenger RNA of Odobenus rosmarus divergens (Pacific walrus), 1609 nucleotides long. It is a transcript of the gene PSAT1, whose product is annotated as phosphoserine aminotransferase 1. Gene Ontology annotation, biological process: L-serine biosynthetic process. The record is from RefSeq and is a predicted model, not a curated record. Gene Ontology annotation, cellular component: cytoplasm. The transcript has 9 exons. Lineage: Eukaryota; Metazoa; Chordata; Mammalia; Carnivora; Odobenidae. Gene Ontology annotation, molecular function: pyridoxal phosphate binding; O-phospho-L-serine:2-oxoglutarate transaminase activity. The coding region runs from base 62 to 1174 and encodes 370 amino acids.
GCAGCCGACUCGCGCCGCGCACGGCUCUCUCCGUUGUCCCCGUCGCCUGCGCUGCUGCACCAUGAGCGCCUCGAGGCAGGUGGUGAACUUCGGGCCCGGGCCUGCCAAGUUGCCGCGCUCGGUAUUGUUAGAGAUACAGAAAGAACUAUUAGACUACAAAGGAAUUGGAAUUAGUGUUCUUGAAAUGAGCCACAGGUCAUCAGAUUUUGCCAAGAUUAUUAACAACACAGAGAAUCUUGUGCGGGAAUUGUUAGCCGUUCCAGACAACUACAAGGUGAUUUUUGUGCAAGGAGGUGGGUCGGGCCAGUUCAGUGCUGUCCCCUUAAACCUGAUUGGCUGGAAAGCAGGAAGGUGUGCCGACUAUGUGGUGACAGGAUCUUGGUCAGCUAAGGCUGCGGAAGAAGCCAAGAAGUUUGGGACUGUGAAUAUCGUCCACCCCAAACUUGGGAGUUACACGAAAAUUCCAGAUCCAAGCACCUGGAACCUCAGCCCGGACGCUUCCUAUGUGUAUUACUGCGCCAACGAGACCGUGCACGGAGUGGAGUUUGACUUCAUCCCUGACGUCAAGGGAGCCGUGCUGGUUUGCGACAUGUCCUCAAACUUCCUAUCCAAGCCGGUGGAUGUUUCCAAGUUUGGUGUGAUUUUUGCUGGUGCGCAGAAGAACGUGGGCUCUGCUGGGGUCACGGUAGUGAUCAUCCGCGAUGACCUGCUGGGGUUCGCGCUCCAAGAGUGCCCCUCGAUCCUGGAAUACAAAGUACAGGCUGGAAACAGCUCAUUGUACAACACGCCUCCAUGCUUCAGCAUCUAUGUCAUGGGCUUGGUCCUGGAGUGGAUUAAGAACAAUGGCGGUGCAGCAACCAUGGAGAAGCUCAGCACCAUCAAAUCGCAGAUGAUUUAUGACAUUAUUGAUAAUUCUCAAGGAUUCUACGUAUGUCCAGUGGAGCCCAAGAACAGAAGCAAGAUGAAUAUUCCGUUCCGCAUUGGCAAUGCCAAAGGAGACGAUGCUUUAGAAAAAAGGUUUCUUGAUAAAGCUCUUGAACUCAAUAUGAUCUCCUUGAAAGGGCAUAGGUCUGUGGGAGGCAUCCGGGCCUCUCUGUAUAAUGCCGUCACGAUUGAGGAUGUUCAGAAGCUGGCGGCCUUCAUGAAGAACUUUCUGGAGAUGCAUCAGCUAUGAACACAUCUUAACCAGUGUAUACUCUGUCCUUGAACAGUGUAUAACAUUUAAAGUAACUUGGGAAUGACGACAGAAACUUAGUGAACACGGUAUUUUUCUCAAGGGAACGUGCUUAUUAUAGAUGUCAUUUUUUCAAAGAACAACAACAAAACAUCCACAGUUCUGCAGAGCUGGUGGGACUUAAAGGCGCCCCCACCUUAAUUCUGACUUGAACUGGAAGUUUUUUUUUUUUUAAAUCUUCCUUUAGCUUUUCUAGCGAAUUCCGGCUAACUUUGUCUUUGCUGCUACUUUUUCUGAGUAUUCAAACUUGCCUGUGGACUUAAUUAUGCAAAUUGAAGUUGCUUAUUUCUGGAGACACACAAAGACAGCAUGGAGGCUGGGUGGGGACCUCUGGGUGCUGAAUCUUGAUCCUUUCCACAAUGACAGCAUUGGGGU